AUAUCGAUAUCAGUAACAGCAACAAAAUAUAAGCUGACAUUAUUUCUUAGCCGCUUUAUUAAAAUGUCCACAAGACCGCGCCGCCUAGCAGCUAAAAGAACUAAAAUAAUUGAGGUAUCUGACUCUGAAGAUAGUGCAAGUGAGGCUAACGACAAUGAUGAAUAUAAACCGACUGAGACGCGUCGUCGUUUCAUAGAUCGUGCCGCAGCAACUGUAGCGUCUGGCGCUAGUGGCAGCAGAAAGCGAGGAAAGGAUUCCAAAAGCGAUGCAUCAGAGACAAAAAAAAAACGCGCGAAACAGGACAAAGAGAAUGCCUUACCCAACCAAAGCAACAAUGUUACUGAAGCAGCUGUGGAACUACCAUUGUCGACAGAAUUAUCUCAAAAUGAAGGCGUGCACAGCUCGAUUCCGGCGACCGCCAGUUCCACCACAGGUCGUAGCUCGUUCUGGGAGCGACGCAAAGUUUGGAGCAUACAUGAGCUUUUAGCCGAAACGGAACAAAUACAACCGACAGCAGCGCGGAACAUUGUGCAGCUGUUUGAAAAUGAGAAUACCAUUCCAUUUAUUUGCCGUUAUCGACGGGAUCUUGUGGAUCACGUAACACCAGAACGAUUGCGAGACAUACGGAACACUUACUCGGAGAUUGUCGAUCUGCGAAAGAGGGCAGAGAAUAUUGUUAAUCAACUAGAGCGAGAGAAUGUGCUCAAUACGGAAAUUCGAGAAGAACUAAUGUGUGCGAAGACCAAUGAAGAGCUUGAAUUUUUGUAUGCACCAUACAAACCGGCUAGCAAGGGCACCUUGGCAGAGCGCGCUAAGGCUUUGGGAUUGCAGCAACAUGCCGACUCCUUGCUUUACGGAACAGCACCCAAAGUGCAACUGGCCUCAGCUAUUGAUCCAAGCAAUCAGGAUUUGGCGACAGAAGAGCAAAUAAUGGUUGGAAUAUGUAACAUAAUUAUACACAGCAUAAGUAAGAACACAAAUGUUCUUGAAGAAUUGCGUCGCCUACAAACCGUACAGCGCAUUGUGCUCAAGUGCAGCAAGGCCAAAUGUACGACAGUCUCAAAGGAAGGUGGUAAAGGCAAAGCUGCUUCUAGCGGCAUUGCGGAUAAGAAGCUUGAUAGUUCAAAAUUCGAGAAUUAUUUCAAUUUUCAAUGUGACGUUAAGACAAUCAAGCCACAUCAAACACUGGCUAUCAAUCGGGGCGAGAAACAUAAAUUUCUGACCGUUAAGGUGGAGACCAACAAUUAUUUAAAGUCUGAUCUCAUACGUUUUAUAUGGGAACAGUAUAUGACCGAAGGCCUCCAGUAUCCUCUACGCAGAGAGGUUUUUACCCGCGCACUGGAAGAGUGCUACACAAAAAAAUUGCAGCCUCUGCUUUGUCGUCAGGUUCGAGCCAAGUUAAAAGAGAAGGCUAUCAGGGCAGCAAUUGAAGUUUUUGGAAAGAAUCUAAAGCAACUAUUGCUGAUAUCACCGCUGAAAGGUGAACGCAUUCUGGGCAUUGAUCCAGGCUAUACAAAUGGAUGUAAAUUAGCUCUUAUAUCCGAGACAGCCGACGUACUGGAAUCGAGUGUCAUCUAUCCGCAUGGGCGACAUGCUAAUCGAAAAGGAGCCGAGCAAAAGCUGGUGCAGCUUCUUAGCGACCACAAUUGCCGCGUCAUUGCUCUGGGAAAUGGAACUGCCUGCCGUGAUACAGAGAUGUGGCUGACAGCUCUCUUCCAAUCGGGCGUUUUGGACAGUCGCAGCAUUCGCUAUAGUAUUGUAAAUGAGAAUGGCGCCUCUAUUUACUCAUGCAGCGUUGUGGCGACCAAAGAGUUUCCCAAUAUGGAUAUGAAUUUGAUAAGCGCAGUAUCUAUUGCACGUCGUCUCAAUGAUCCGCUAAGUGAAUACGUGAAGAUUGAGCCCCGCCAUUUGGGUGUGGGCAUGUACCAGCACGACGUGAAUGAGAAAAUGCUUUCGGAGACUCUGAACGAUGUAGUCUCCGAGUGUGUUAGCUUUGUUGGCGUGGAUCUAAAUACAGCGAGUCUCAGUGUGUUAAAACACAUUGCUGGAUUGUCUGAAAAGAAGGCCGAAAAGAUCAUUGAACAUCGCACACAAAAGGGACCAUUUAAAUCGCGGAAGGAUCUACUCACUGUUCGCAGCAUAGGUGAGAAAACCUAUGUCCAAUGCGCAGGCUUCGUACGCAUCGAACCGCUUAGUGUUGGUGGAAAAUUAGCCAAUCCGCUUGAUUGCACCUGGGUGCAUCCCGAAAGUUAUAAAUUGGCCGAAGCCAUUAUUGGGAAAUGUGAGUUAAAAGUCUCAGACAUUGGCAAGGUCAGGUUUAUUCAGCGCAUCAAGGAGUUCAGCAUUUCGGAGCAGAAUCUUGAAGAGCUUGCUGGAAGGCACAAACUGCCCAUUGAUAGGUUAAAGUUUGUGCUGGUUGCGCUGCAGCGUGAGUUGCUACAGGAUUAUCGUGUAGACUUGGACAAACGGCCGCUAUUCAAGCAAGGCCUAACACGAUUGGAAGAUCUUAGCGUUGGUGAUGUGGUGACAGGUGCAGUCACGAAUGUGACACACUUUGGCGCCUUCGUGGACAUAGGCGUAGACCGGGACGGCCUCAUCCAUAAGAACCACAUGAACAACAUUGAGCUAAGCAUUGGGGAUCGCAUAAUUGCCUCCGUGUUGAAAGUGGAUAUACAGCGACGGCAGUUGGGCUUGUGCCUGAAGAAUAUGCAAGAGGAGACAGACACGUCCUUCACUUUGCAAACCAAAUAAGAAAAAAACAUUAUUUUUUUUUUAAGUUGUCUUUAAUUCUUAAAUCAUUCACAUCUCUUCU
Molecule: messenger RNA, 2812 nt
Organism: Drosophila hydei
Lineage: Eukaryota; Metazoa; Arthropoda; Insecta; Diptera; Drosophilidae
Product: S1 RNA-binding domain-containing protein 1
Exons: 11
Coding region: 64-2751 (895 amino acids)
Biological process (GO): nucleobase-containing compound metabolic process; translation
Molecular function (GO): structural constituent of ribosome; mRNA binding
Source: RefSeq, a predicted model, not a curated record